ACAAUGUCAUUGCCGACUACAAAAGCAACAACUGCGACGGCAACCCAUGCAGUAGUGCAGGCCGUUGAAACAUAUAUUCAAAAUCAAAAUCUCUUGGGCAGCGUAGCUGAGCUAAAUGAUUUACUAAGUGAGUUAAUUGACAUGCACAAGGACAAUGAUUUGGCCCUUAAGCGCGUAGUACAAUGCAUUUAUAAUCUACUACUUGGCAACAACCGCUGGAAUGUUAAAUUUGGCUCCAAAGUGUUUCACAAACUUAUUUCGGUAGUCAUUGCUGACGCGCCGCUUAAAGAGGAUGUUGCUGCACAGACGCUACACCGGCAGUUAGUUGCCAACGUACUAGUCUGUGUGAAAAUGCACGCUCGCAAAUUUCCACGCACCGAAGGUACAUUUCUGUUGCGUCAGCUUUGGUCACUCAGCCAGAGCAGCGAGUGCCAGCCAUUUGCAGCCCAAAUAUUAGUACAGCUCUUUGAUGACUUUGUGACGGAGUUUACUAAACCUGAGGAAUUUGUUUGCGCAUCAGAGCUCCAUCAGCAUAUACAGAUUUUUUUGCAAACAGAGCUGCGCGAUCAACGCAAGUCGGCAUUCUUCCUGAUGCGUAAGCUACAAGCCAUACUCCAAUCGGAAACCACGGACCCAUCUGUUGGUAACUCUCUGCAUGACACGCUGCAGUGCAGCGUGCUGCAAUGGGCUGCCUAUAUAGACAUUAUGGAGAGCCUUGAGGAGCAACAGUCGCAUUUAGUGCUACCUACUCUAAACACGCUGCUGCCACGCAUUGCAGCAGUAACUGCUACCACUGCCACAGAGUCCCAACAAUGGCUAUGCUGGCAACGCAUACUAUAUGCUCGCCUGUUGAAGGACAAUAAUAUACUGGUGCUUCGGUGGACCUUAAACUACUUUUUCAAGCACUUCAACAUUGAAAAAUUAGGUCGUGUGCAGCUUCUAGAGCAGUUUUUGCAAGCUACAAAUCGCACACAGUUGUAUAAUGUGGAAGGAGACUCACUGGCAGCUGCUAAAUUAAACAUGGAUAAAUUUUUGCCAGAAAGUUCCCGGCCAGUAUUGUUGGAAGCAUUGGUAAAGGUUAAUUGGCAUGCCGUACCUUUGAUAUUUUGGUUGGAGCAACUGCAUCCAAAGAGCUGCGUUAACAUUAAUAAACGUUUACUGCUAAAACUUUGUGCUUGCGUGCGCAUACUGAAGAAUCCCACGUUGAGACAAAAGGCUAACGAACAUAUUUAUGUGCUAUUUGAACAUACACUUGAUGAGCUGAGGCUGGGUGAAUACAUGGUCUUUGUGGAGACGCUCUACAGCAGCGGCGAUCAUUACUAUAUGGAUUUUAAUAGAUGGCUGACUAAAAUGCGAAACUGCACGAAUAUUACAGAGGAAUUAGUUCACUUCAACAAGCGUUGCUUUGAAAUAAUGGUGCAAGAUUAUGCACUAGAUGAAAUAGUUGAAACAAUAAUUGGACAUUUAACAAAUGUACCUAAAUCGCUACAUGGUUGGUGGCGCUUGUUUCCCAUUUUUAUGCAAGAUCGUCUGGCAGUUGCAACGAAAUCCAUUUGCAUGAAUUUCUAUAGCAAUAACUAUAAUGUAAAUAUGGAUUUAUUGAGCACUGGACACAGUCUAGCAGAAAUGCAGCAACAUUUGUUACAUCAAUUGCACUGCGAAGGCGAUGAAGAAAAAUCUUUUGUGUUGUUGCAUAGUGUGGACUGCUUUGCUAAGGUGAAUCUGCAGCAGUGGAGUGAUAUGGCUAAACUAAACCUAAAUCCACUCGAUUUGCUGGAGCAAGGUGGUAGAGAAACUUGUAUGCAUUUGACGGCGCUUUUAUCUAAACACAAUAGUCGUCUGGAGCAUGACGAGCACUUGUUGGGUACUUUAAUAAAACAAAUAAAAACGCUUGAGAAUGCAGAAAAUGCAGCUAUCGGAAUAGCGAAGUACGCUUUCAAUCAGCUAAACACUGAUGAGUAUGAAGACGUCUUAAAGCAGUUGCUGAGUAAUCGUAAUGAUGCCAUGGUCUGUGCUAUAUUAACAACUGCUAGCAGGAUACCCAACGCCUGGAUCAUACAUGGCAUGCUCGAGGGUGAAAGCAGCACAGGAGAUGCACGCAUUGAAGAAUCAUUUGCACAUGAUCGAGCUGGAAAAUCAUGCAAUAGUUUAUAUCUACGUAACAUAUAUAUAUCAUAUGUCUUGAAACAAAGGACCACAGACAUGAAUGAAUUUCUGGCUGAGCUGCUAAGACUUAACACUGAGCUGAAUAUUAGAAAGCCACGAUACUUUGAAAAUUGUAAAGAGCAUCGCACAAAAAUACGCAUUGCCAGAGCUAUGCUUAUGAUGAGAGACUGUCUAAAGUGGACUGAUGAGUUGUGGUCAGCGUUAUUAUCGCCAAAUGAUCAGCAUAACAUUAGUUUUAUGUUCGAAUAUCUUGUCGCAAGCUUAUUGCCUGACAUUCAAGUAUUGCUAUUGGCACUGAAGUCUAGACGGAGCACGCUUAAGCCAAGUCAGCAAGUAUCCAUGAUAUCCGUUUUGCACAUAUUUUGUAUACGCAAUUGGCAGAAAAUUAGUGUGAACGACGUAGACGAGAUUUUCAACUUGAUUGUGCCACUGACAAUGGGGGCUCAUUAUCAGACACGGGUACUCGCUCAGCUCGUUUUGCACAGACUCGCAGUCAGGUGUGAAGAGAAUGGCAUUACCUCGCCUAUUGCUAGUUCUUUGAAAACCUGCAUUGAAAUUACCUUGGGAGCCAAGUUGCAGGAGUUGCAAAACGAGUAUCGCUUAACUCUGCCUGAAAUACUGCAAUAUGAUGCGCCAGCGGAUGUUAUUUUAUACAUGACUAAUACACCCUUUGAUGAAGUCAUACUAACGAACGUUCCAUUUGAUAAACUCAAUGGAAGCAUUGAGUCUUGCCGAGCAGUUUUUAAAGCUAAAAAGGGUUUUAACUCGGCCGAAGAAAAGUCACCGCUUCAGCUUGCCAAUAUUAAUGUACAGCGAAAAAUGAAUCCCAUCAAUGAUAUUUUCUAUAGUGACUUGGGAUCAGUUGAACUAUCUACUAAACACGAAUUUAUUGUGGUGGCCUCCUUAAUAGAUAAAUUGGCUAAUCUUGGCGGAUUAGCACGCACCUGCGAAAUAUUGGGCGUGAGAACUUUAAUAUUGGGCGUCAAAUCCAGCGCAAGUAAAAGCGAUUUCACCAACUUGAGCAUGUCCGCUGAGAAGCAUCUAAACAUAGAUGAAGUCAAACCUAAUGAUUUGGCCGCGUUCUUGAUUGAGAAGCAAUCAGCCGGUUUUAAAGUCGUGGGGGCUGAGCAAACAGCACAUAGUGUUAGUUUUGUAGACUUUAAAUAUCCUGAAAAAACGGUGCUUCUACUGGGUCAUGAAAAGCACGGUAUUCCGGUUGACUUGAUUGCAUUGCUCGACUAUGCUGUUGAGAUACCACAGUUUGGCGUAGUACGCUCCUUAAAUGUGCACGUAACUGGAUCACUCUUUAUUUGGGAAUACUGUAAACAACAUAUGACAAAAUCCUAGCGCGUAGAGGCAACAAAAGUUUUAACUGUGAUAUUAGCAAUAAUUUUGUACGAAAUUAAAUUGUUAAUGU
This is a messenger RNA of Drosophila busckii, 3583 nucleotides long. RefSeq lists its product as uncharacterized. Gene Ontology annotation, biological process: tRNA methylation. The transcript is spliced from 7 exons. NCBI's taxonomy places the organism in Eukaryota, Metazoa, Arthropoda, Insecta, Diptera, Drosophilidae. Gene Ontology annotation, molecular function: tRNA (guanine) methyltransferase activity; RNA binding. The coding region runs from base 4 to 3513 and encodes 1169 amino acids. The record is from RefSeq and is a predicted model, not a curated record.